GUGAGGACACAAUUACUCACCGAAUCUAUUCAGUUACAGAGGGGAUUUUCUUCCCGCUACUCCUAACUCCUCCCCAACACUUUGGUGAGGGCACAAAGUCGUCAAAUUUAGUAAAUUAUCAAAACUUGGGUGGCCGGAGAUGGAGGAGGCGGUACCGUUCAAGAACCUCAACAGCCGAGAGUACCACGGCCACGAGAAGAAGGUGCACUCUGUGGCUUGGAACUGCACCGGCACCAAGCUCGCAUCGGGUUCCGUGGACCAAACCGCUCGGAUUUGGCACAUUGAGCCUCACGGACAUAGUAAGCCUAAAGGUGUGGAAUUGAGGGGGCACACGGAUAGUGUGGAUCAGCUGUGUUGGGAUCCCAAGCAUGCUGAUUUGGUUGCCACUGCCUCCGGAGAUAAAACCGUUCGGCUAUGGGAUGCGCGGACUGGGAAGUGUGCGCAGCUAGCGGAGCUUAGUGGCGAAAACAUUAACAUUACGUAUAAGCCGGAUGGGACGCACAUUGCGGUUGGUAAUAGGGAUGAUGAACUAACGAUUUUGGAUGUUCGGAAAUUUAAGCCAAUUCACAAGAGGAAGUUCAAUUAUGAGGUUAAUGAAAUUGCUUGGAACACAACAAGUGAUAUUUUCUUCUUGACAACUGGAAAUGGCACCGUUGAAGUACUAUCAUACCCAUCUCUUAAACCAGUUGACACUCUCAUGGCUCAUACAGCUGGUUGCUAUUGCAUUGCAAUUGACCCACGUGGAAGAUAUUUUGCUGUUGGGAGUGCCGAUUCCCUGGUCAGCUUGUGGGAUAUCUCAGAGAUGCUCUGUGUGCGAACAUUUACAAAACUUGAAUCGCCUGUGAGAACAAUAAGCUUCAACCAUACUGGAGAGUAUCUUGCUUGUGCCAGUGAAGACUGGUUUAUUGAUAUAUCAAAUGUUCAAACUGGGCGGACGGUGCAUCAAAUUCCUUGUAGGGCUGCCAUGAACAGUGUGGAGUGGAAUCCUAAAAGCAAUCUACUUGCAUAUGCUGGGGAUGACAAGAUCAAACCCCCUGGUGAAGGUAUCUUUAGGAUAUUUGGCUUCAAAAGUUCGAGCUAAUAUCUAAUAAUUAGAUUCUGUUUUGCUAUUUUCCUCUGGACUGUAAGUGGAGCACUCUUGUGCAUGCAACUCUAACUUUGAUACUGAAAUUCCAUGAUCCCAAAACAGUGUUGUGCGGUAUUAGACAACAGCUGACAGUUUUUAACUUUUUAUUCUAUGAUAAAUGGUCGCCGUUUAGUUC
This is a messenger RNA of Rosa rugosa (rugosa rose), 1262 nucleotides long. RefSeq names its product THO complex subunit 3-like. The transcript has 11 exons. Gene Ontology annotation, cellular component: THO complex part of transcription export complex. The coding region runs from base 140 to 1081 and encodes 313 amino acids. Gene Ontology annotation, molecular function: protein binding. NCBI's taxonomy places the organism in Eukaryota, Viridiplantae, Streptophyta, Magnoliopsida, Rosales, Rosaceae. The record is from RefSeq and is a predicted model, not a curated record. Gene Ontology annotation, biological process: mRNA export from nucleus.